This is a messenger RNA of Lentinula edodes (shiitake mushroom), 2388 nucleotides long. RefSeq lists its product as uncharacterized. Lineage: Eukaryota; Fungi; Basidiomycota; Agaricomycetes; Agaricales; Omphalotaceae. The record is from RefSeq and is a predicted model, not a curated record. The coding region runs from base 1 to 2388 and encodes 795 amino acids. The transcript is spliced from 3 exons.
AUGUCCAAUGAGCCAAGUGUAACAUACGUUGACCGCGCCAUUCAAACAGAACCUCCUCGCCAUCUCUCCCGCUCGGAUGGCCACAAUGCUCUGAACUUACACGAACCUCUUUCAUCUCAGGAUGUGGAUGCCGCAUAUAGCCAGCUUUCCUCGCUUACUAUCUCUAAACGCGAUCACAAACUAUCUCAACUUGCCUACAAGAAACCUUCAGAACUGAACGCACUAAAAAAGCGGAUUGUAUCUCUUCCUGAAACUUCACCUCCUUCAAGAAUCGAUUCCGAACCCAUUCGAGACCGCGUCGUUUCAAUGUCAGAGCAAGUUAAAGUUUCUCUUGUGUCGUCAGCCGACAAUAGUCUGUCCUCAGACUGCUUUGAAAGCUCGGUAGAAACUUCUCAGAGCCAAAUCUUAUCCGAUCUAGGCAGUUCAUCCGCCAAGCGCGCACGUCCUCGUCGAUCAUUGGCUUUUCCACAAACUCCAUCUCCCCCGUCUUCGCCAGAAUCUAUCAUGAUCAUUGGCAAUAAUAUGCAAGUUCCGAGUUCUUUUCUCCGGCAAAAGGCGAUCAAGUUUCCGAAGGCCCUCGCAGACGAUAAUACCUGGAACACCUGGGCGAGCUCUCCCCCAAGGCCUAUACCCGCUUUACACGGCCCACUUUCCCUGCCAUAUGCCCGAUGCCCUUCGAUUAACUUGUCUUUUAGAGGCGCGGAGGGUACCAUCAUUGAAGGAGAAGACAUGACGCGCACGAUCUGGGGCCUUGGAAACGAUGCUGGCGCUCGCGAACAUGGCGUUGAUACCAAAUUCGACACUCAUCCUGAUCAAUCUCUUUCAGUACAGAAGCGAGAUACCCUUAAUCAAUCAAAGCUCCACACUCUUGGAAUCUGUACAGUCAGCAAUACGCCUUCAGAACGCGCGGAACAGUCAAAGGUUCUUGGAAAUCCACCCUCAGAUAGCCUCUACGUUUCCCCUAGUAGCGUAUCCGGCAUCGAUGCUCUUAACCAUCUUCAUCAAUUUCCGGACAACCUCAAGCGAUCUGUGAAAGGGCGAGACCCUAUUCAAGGUCUUGGACUUGUUUGGAACAAUACUCAACCUAGCAACGCGGAUAUCCACGGGGUCAAUGAACAACCUCAUUUGAAGGCUUCCGCGCCAGAGUUUAUACCCAGAGGAAGGCUUUCUGACCAUCCUCAACCUCGUGUCACUGUUGAACCUGCCGUUCGUUCUCACUAUAUCGUUCCAAAGCCUCAAAUUCCCGCCAUCGAUCUGGCCUAUGAAUACCGUGCACAACGAGAACGUAAGACUCCCUUAUUGGCUUCUCCCAGCUCAACGUCCUCAAGUUGGUCUCCGUAUCUUUCUACGCCCCUACCCUUGCACACUGAAAGGUUUGCUGAUGUUUGGAAUAGCGAAGAUGCCGCUGACGAGCUUCGUCGUUUCAUUUUUGAACGGAUCGGACAACAGAAUCUUAGCCCAGGCGAACUGAAGCAAAUUUCUGAACUUGCUCGUUCCAUGAACUUGGACCGUCCUUCGGCUUACCCGUCUUCCAGCUAUGAAAGACCUUUCUUCGCAACUAAAUUUCCGCCAGAAAGUCCUCUGAAACUCGAUUUCCACCAUCCUGGUCCCCCACCGAACACACCACUACCUCCGAUUCCCUCCCAGAAUCCCAAAGCUAUGUCGUUGGCCCCUCCUUCGCCAAAGUCUUCCGUGCUCCGCCUGGGAGGUCGACCGGGUACUCAACCUCGUUCAGUCCCAUUCGCACGUCUUCUCCAGCGAAAACUCUCUGUAGUACCCGAGGAACCCGGGUCAACUGCGGAGCACCCACCCACUUCCCCUCGUAACGAGCGUACUGCCUUUGGAGGAGGUGCUGAGGGACAACAUUACAAGCCAUACUUUGCUCACACUAGUCAAAAUACUCCGCGUCUUCCCGACAUCUCCAACCAUGAUGGUGCCAUACACCGUUCACACUCGUAUUCCUCGCAUUUUGGAAGUGAACCAUUCACUGCAGGUAAUUUGGAAGUUGGUGGAUUUAUCCAAUUGGGGCCUCGAACGAACUCGACAAACGCCAGUGCUCAUAUUAGGGCAGUUAAACCCCCAUUCCAAGGUGUGAUCGUAUCAGAAGAUAUCCGUGAACGACCAUGCAAGAUAAGGAGCAAUAUGGUAGCAACUGCUUCUAGCGGUGUAAUCGCUAAUAAAGAGAAUGGCCCUGCAAUUGGCAGAAGCGACAGCGCAGGAAGUAACCGGAGCGGGAAGACGUUUUCAAGCGUCACUGGGAAGGAGACUGUUCGGAAGAAGUUCAAGUCCAAGAAACAAGGGAAUAGCGUCACCACUAGUGCGGAAACCUUCGUGUCUACUGGCGAUCCUUGGUUGAGCGGCUCAGAGCUAGACGCGUGGCUCGCAUAG